ACGAAGUAAAACGUGUAUGCUAUCAGCUGAGCUGGCUCAUGUGGAAUACCCUAUUUGACACUACGUAAUUUUGGUGCACAACGAAAGAUUAUUGGGAUGGAGAAUGACAUUCUCGUCUCUCUUGAGGAUUUAGGGUAUCAAGGCCCUCUGUUGGAGGAAGGAGCUCUGGAUUCUGCUGUGAGCAGAGGUGCAGCUUCACCUGAGUAUACCAAGCUCUGUGCCUGGAUUGUCUCCGAGCUUAGACUCUACUGCAAGCUGGAGGAGAAUGUCCAGGCCACAAACUGUCCGAGCGAGGCAGAGAGCUUCCAGUUGGAGAUGAGCGGCCUGCUCUCAGAGCUCGCCUGUCCUUACUCUGUCCUCAUCAGCGGAGACAUCACCCAGAGGCUCCUCAACAGGACAGACUGUCUGCUGCUCCUCACCUUUCUGGUGUCUGAGUUGGAGGCGUCUAGGAUGAUCCUGGUUAAUAAGCCUGAGAAGAAAGCCCAGGAGUCAGGCAGCCCUGUGUUCCAGGAACUGAAGGGCAUCUGCAUGGCGCUGGGCAUGUCCAAGCCUCCAGCCAACAUCACCAUGUUCCAGUUCUUCAGUGGAAUUGAGAAGAAGCUGAAAGAAGCCAUUAGCAGAGUCCCACCAACUCAUGUAGGAGAGCCUUUGAUGAAGAAGGCCCUUGGACCUGUGCACUUGGAGAAAAUCGAAGCUAUAAACCAAGCACUUGUAAAUGAGUAUGAAGUGAGAAGAAAAUUGUUGUUGAAACGUCUGGAUGUGACAGUGCAGUCUUUUGGUUGGUCUGACAGAGCAAAGACACAUGCUGAAAAGUUGGCCAAAGUUUACCAGCCACUGCGUUCUGCCCUCGGCACCAAAAGCAAAAUCUCUGUUGCCCACCUUCUUGCUGCACGAGAAGAUUUCUCCAAGAUCCUACGCACAAGCAGUGGCAAGAUCAGAGAGAAGACUGCUUGUGCCAUUAAUAAGGUUCUAAUGGGCAGAGUGCCAGACAGAGGAGGUCGACCCUGUGAGAUUGAGCCGCCUCCUCCGGAGAUGCCCUCCUGGCAGAAGCGUCAGGAUGCUCCCCAAGGCGGAGGACACUAUGCUGGGAGUGGGCAUGGAGGCGGCAGGGGGGGCUACGAUCACUACUCCCAAGGUGGCCGUGGAGGAUAUGAGAGAGGAGGCGGAGGAGGACAUGGAGAAAGGGGAGGCAGAGGAGGUGCUAGAGGGGGGAAGGUGCAGGGAGGCUGGGGAGAAGGAGGUGGAGGAGGGAGAGGCAAUUACAGUCAGGGCCACUACCAAGACGCAGGAGGUCAUCAGGGGGGAGGAGGGAGAGGUGGUUACGGAGGAGGAGGGAACAACCAAGGAGGCUUCCAGGACUCUGGCCACCAUGGAGGAGGAGGUGGUUACCAUGACAAUUACCACCAAGAUGGAAGCUGGCAUCAUGAGAGGGGUGGGGGUCGAGGAGGUCGGGGGGGCAGGGGUAGAGGAGGUCGAGGAGGAGGAGGACAAGGAGGUGGCUGGGGAGGGAGAGGGGGUCAGAAUUUUAACCAAGGAGGACAGUUUGAACAGUUCUUCCAACAUGGCGGGCAGCACUACAACCAAACUGGCUUUAAUCAAGGCAGACACUACACUAGUUGAAGACAGUGGGGGCAUCGCAGCAGAGUCCACUCAGAGAUCGACUGCUUAUUGUGCGUGAACAGAUUUUAAAUGCCUUAUCACCUUGAAUUUUCAGCAUGGUUGAAAGUUGACUAAAAUGUUCAAUAAGGAUCUGGGACAUCUACACAUACAGAUACUGUAAAUACACACAACAGGCUGUUUGGAGUUCUCGCUUUUCUUAGAAGACUGUUCUAAUGUAGUCUUUUGCUGUUUCAUACUUGUGUGUUAAUGUUUUUUCUGCCUCCUCAAUACGAGUAUUCAAGCCAACAACUCUGCUCUAAAUGGUAAAUCGAUUAGUUGGACUCUGCUGUUUUGACCUCAGUUUGACACUUAAUUAGCCUUAUAUUGGACUUUUUUUUUUUUUUGAAAGACAGGAAAAAUUCCUACGAUUUCAGUGUUGGUGCACCUACUGUGUGUCUGACAUUAGAAGUGCACCUCAUUGCUACAUGUAGGAUUCUUGAAAUCCUUAAUAGUUUAAUUGAAUUUUACAGUUACUUGAAAACAGCUUCAUGUUUCCAGUCUACAUUUUGUUUCAGUAGAUUUGACUGGAAUCUCCUUUGUUACUUAUUUAAAAGAUGUCAUCUUGUACCGCUCAUGGAAGAUUGUGUGCGAACAAAUAUGGAUGUUGGAAAGUUUGCAUGGAUGUGUGAAUGAGCAAUAAAAUCUGAAAUGAGAACAUGAUAAUUUUUUCAUUCA
Chelmon rostratus (copperband butterflyfish) is the source of this 2334-nucleotide messenger RNA. RefSeq names its product family with sequence similarity 98 member A (gene tslig3a). The transcript is spliced from 8 exons. The record is from RefSeq and is a predicted model, not a curated record. Gene Ontology annotation, cellular component: tRNA-splicing ligase complex. NCBI's taxonomy places the organism in Eukaryota, Metazoa, Chordata, Actinopteri, Chaetodontiformes, Chaetodontidae. The coding region runs from base 97 to 1620 and encodes 507 amino acids.